CUCGCCUUGGGGGACCCUGAAUUGAGCCGAAAACGAGCAAGAAGAAAAGGGGGGGGAUCAUGCAAACUCACUCGAAAAGCUGGUUUCUGCCUCAUUCGUUUCCCUUCAUCACUCCACCGUUGUUGUCUCUGCUUCGUACCCAAUAGUCAUGAUAUCCGCAAAAUCUUCAUGGAUUCCGGAGGGACCUGUUUGCCGACCACUCUUCUAGUCUUCCAGAACACCAUUAAAGAAGAGCUGAUCAGGAGCGUGCAUGUCUACCGAAUGAGGGAUGGGAGGGAGAGCGAGGUUGAAAGAGAGUUUGUAUUUUCCCGAAGUGGCUCAUACGGGGAAAUGCGGGCUUCCCCAAUUCUUAGAUUACAGAAAUUUCGUGUUUCCGAAGUUUCUGAAGGGUAUCAGAAUGGAGUCUGGCUUUGUGUCUUUGCGUUUCACGCCGAUCACAAGCCUCAGUCUUCCUGCGUUCCUCCGUUGUUAUCAGUCGCGAGCAAUCCCAAGCUUCAGAUGAUCCCAAGAUUGCUUAAUGAUCUCCAUAUGAUACAUGAGUUGAACUGUAAAUCAAAAGAGAAUGAUAUGCUGCAAAUCUCUCCUGAUGAAAGAUUCCAAAGAAACAGCAAUAACAGCCAUCAGCCAAGAAAAAUUUUGCUCCAGGAUCUCAAUCGCCUUCCUUACCCAGAUGGCAUGUCUGAGUUACAAGACAAGGAAGCAGAUGAAGAAAGUUUAGGGAUGUCUGAGUUACCAGGGAAUGAAUCAGAUGGUGAAAGUUUAGACCCAGCUGAUUUACCAGAUAAUGACAUUAUUGACGAAAUUUUACAAGGUCGCAUAGAGAAGAAAAAGAGGGCAGCAAGUAAAGAUGUAGCAAGCAUUCUUUUAGCAGAUCUGGUGAAGUACUUUGAUGUGCCAAUUGUAGAAGCAUCAAGAAAUCUAAAAGUUGGACUUACUGUACUCAAGAGGAAGUGUAGAGAAUUUGGUAUUCCCCGCUGGCCUCAUAGGAAGAUUAAAUCGCUUGACAAUCUCAUUCAUGAUCUUCAGGAAGUGGCAGAAAAUGAAGAAAUAGAGGAUGAUGUUGCUGUUAUGGCAGUGAUGAAGAGGCAAAAGAUGCUCGAGUGUGAAAAAGAAGUUAUUGAGAGGAAACCUUCCAUCGACAUACAAAGAGAAACCAAGAGAUUCAGGCAGGAUGUCUUCAAGAGAAGGCACAGAGCUAGAGCUAUGACCAAACAGAACUCUAGGUCAAAAAGGUCAAAGAGUUGAAAAAACAAAAACAAAAACAUUUGAAAGCUGUAGAUCACUGAAACGUAUACAGCUCUGCUGAUAAUAAUUAUUAAAGCAUACUUGUUCCCUUUGACCUGGAGACAUUUGAAGCUCAGCCAACGCUAGGCAAUUUCCAGUCAGAAAUUCUAGUUGCUUUGGUAAAUUAGCAAGUGGCAACUACAGUGUCCUGGAACAGUGUGGGCUUGGACUUGGGGGCAGGAUUGCUCCUUCACAAGAGUGGAAAUGUUACAAAAUUUCCCUUUCAUUUA
Molecule: messenger RNA, 1514 nt
Organism: Prosopis cineraria
Lineage: Eukaryota; Viridiplantae; Streptophyta; Magnoliopsida; Fabales; Fabaceae
Product: protein RKD5
Exons: 5
Coding region: 169-1245 (358 amino acids)
Molecular function (GO): DNA-binding transcription factor activity
Source: RefSeq, a predicted model, not a curated record